UCGUUGGCUCACUAUAUAAAGGGGAGAAGCGGGCGGACCGGACGGCUGGAGCUGCAGCCGGUGGCGGCAGCGGCGGCGCGGGGAGCGGCGUCCGGUGGUGGUUUCCCUCCUUGGCGCGGGGUGGGGAGUGGGCAACGCCCCCCGGACCCCUGAAGGGUCGUGGCUUUUUUUUUUUAAGGGCGAUUCUCGAGGUUUUCAGCUCCGGGAGGACUGCCCCCUCCUCCUCGUCUUCCUCUCACCGCUCCCCUGUAAUCCUUCACGCUCCGAUUUUGUUUCCAAAUUUUUCCCCACUCUUGGCGGUGGCUUGGGUCACCCUCCGGCCGUUUUGGUUUUUCUUUUUCUUUUUUUGGUUUUUAUCCUGUUUUCUCGGGGUUGCCCCCCUCUUGUUUGUGUUGUGUGUGGAAAUGGCGAACUCGGCAAAUACAAACACCGUGCCAAAAUUAUAUAGAUCUGUGAUCGAAGAUGUUAUUAAUGAUGUGAGAGAUAUUUUUCUGGAUGAUGGAGUCGAUGAACAAGUUCUGAUGGAACUGAAAACUUUAUGGGAGAAUAAGCUAAUGCAGUCGAGGGCCGUAGAUGGAUUUCAUUCAGAAGAGCAGCAGCUUUUAUUGCAAGUUCAACAACAGCACCAACCCCAGCAACAACAGCAUCACCACCACCACCACCAUCAGCAAGCUCAGCCCCAGCAGACAGUACCUCAGCAAGCACAGACCCAGCAAGUCCUUAUUCCUGCAUCACAGCAGGCUGCAGCACCACAAGUUAUUGUUCCUGAUUCUAAGCUGAUACAACAUAUGAAUGCAUCAAACAUGAGUGCUGCUGCUACAGCUGCUACCUUGGCACUCCCUGCAGGUGUGACUCCUGUUCAACAGAUACUAACAAAUUCAGGUCAGCUUCUUCAAGUGGUCAGAGCAGCCAACGGUGCCCAGUAUAUCUUUCAGCCUCAGCAGUCAGUGGUUCUACAACAACAGGUUAUACCACAAAUGCAGCCUGGCGGAGUACAAGCUCCUGUUAUACAACAGGUAUUGGCCCCUCUUCCAGGAGGAAUUUCGCCACAGACAGGUGUCAUCAUCCAGCCUCAGCAAAUCUUAUUUACAGGAAAUAAGACUCAAGUUAUACCUACAACAGUGGCGGCUCCUACUCCAGCACAAGCACAGAUAACUGCAGCUGGCCAACAACAGCCACAGGCUCAGCCUGCUCAACAGCAAACUCCAUUGGUGUUACAAGUUGAUGGAACUGGGGACACAUCAUCUGAGGAAGAUGAAGAUGAAGAAGAAGAUUAUGAUGAUGAUGAAGAGGAAGACAAAGAGAAAGAUGGAGCUGAAGAUGGGCAGGUAGAAGAAGAGCCCCUCAAUAGUGAAGAUGAUGUGAGUGAUGAGGAAGGACAGGAACUGUUUGACACAGAAAAUGUUGUUGUAUGCCAAUAUGAUAAGAUACACAGAAGUAAAAACAAAUGGAAAUUUCAUCUCAAAGAUGGCAUUAUGAAUCUCAAUGGAAGAGAUUAUAUAUUUUCCAAAGCCAUUGGAGAUGCAGAAUGGUGAAGAGAUGCGUCUUUUCUUUUAUAAGUAAUACAAAAGAAACUUAAAACAUUUUAAAGUGGACAGUUUCAAACUUGGGACACACACCAACCAAAACUUAAUUUCUGCAUGUCAGAAAAGAGCAGUAGAAGCAAAGCUACUGGAACAAAGAAACCUUGACAACAUAGACACUACUUCUAACUGGCAAGCCAUGGAACUGUAGCACCUGGGGUUGUUGAGGGUGGGAGGUUGGGGUUUUGUGUAGGUAAACCAUAAUUGUCGAUUUUAAAUACAGGUACCUGCCACCGCUAAUUAGCAUGUAAAGCUUUGUCUAUAUUCCUUCUUCCAACUUGGGUUCAAUCAGAAGAUACUUGUUGGAAUGAACUGAAGAAACUUCCCUUUUGAUAGAUGGAAUUGAAACUGCUUAUUGUAUGUGGUUAUAUUUGCUAAAAAUUGCCUGUAAGCUUUUUACAAAAGGGUAAGAAUUAUGGUGUUGAACUUUAAUUCACUUGUAUAAGGAAACAAUUUCAACUCUCAUAAUAGGUCUUAAAUAUUUUUACUUACUACUCUCUCUCAGUACUAUAUACCUCUUCCUUCCCUGCUUUAUGAAACAUCUGUUUAAGAAUUAAAGGAAGUAAACAGUGAUCACAGUUUGGAGAUAAAAUUUAACCCAUGACUGGAUAUUUAUUUUAAUUAGGUUUUUGUACUUAUUAAAUGUAAUUUAAAGAGUUGGAUCCCAUCUAAGUUGGUCAGAAUUAAAAUGACAACUUCAGUUUCCUUGCAGAAAGAUUUUCUUUUAGUCCCACUCCUAAAACACACACACAUAGACACGAACAUACUCAACAGGAAUAGGUUUUGCUUCACAAAUAUACCAUCUUUGCUAAAAUUGUAUACUUCUGAAUGGAUUUCCCUGUUGGACUGAAGUAUAAGCUUAUACACAUGCUUAGCCACUUUAAGCUAAACAUCAGAUUCUGUGCAUUGAUUGAAGCAAGAGCAGUUGUUAAGGACCUAAAUUUUUAUUAAACAAUUUAGUAAUUAUAAAAGUUUCUUGUGUUUACUAGUAAAAACUUUCAAAAUCUAUUAUUGAACAAAUUUUGAAAAAUACAACUUUGUAAUUUGAUGGGGAAAUUUUGGGGAGUAGAGGGAGUGGGCCACUAACACAUAUUUACCUCUCCUUUGGUGGCUCUUCUAGGCCAUUGUAAUAAACGUGGGCUCCGGUUUGCACAUUGGGAAGAAAGCUUAGAAAUCUGACUUGUAUUUUAAAAAUAGAAAUUUAAUAUGUAUCUUAAGAAUGCAUAGCUCUGUAUUCUCUAAAAGGCUCUAAAGAGCAAUCUGGCACUGCUGUGUUCAGUGUGAGCUAGUUGCCUGGAGAACUGUAAGAACACUUGUCUUCAUCUCUGUGUUCUUACAACUGACUCUAGUUUAUCUUGACAAUUCACAUGUGUUUAAGUUACUUGUAUAUUGAUUUAUUCUAGUCUUCCAUUUUUGUCUUUUAUUUACUUUUUGUGUUUCCAGAAGUAACAUAGAAACACUUUAAAGUACAUUGCAAAGAAAAACUGUGAGCUAUUAUUAUAUAUUGUUUUUAACACAGAUCUUUAAACUUCUCAAAAAACUAAUGAAAUUUUUUUUCUUGACUAUUUCCCACCUCAUUUAGCCGUUGGUCCCUUUAACUUAUGUUCCGAACUUUGGUGUAAAUGGUGAUUUCUAGCAAGCUAGUAGUUAAAAGUUUUAUUUAGAUGUUAUAAUUGGUGAGACGGUUUUUAUUUUUUACUACAGUAAUUUAGUUUUUAGAGGGGAGAUUUAUUUGUUUACUCCACUACUCUCAGAGCAGAGUAUUUUGCUUUUAUUAAUGAGACUGUGAGAAGAGAAGGGAGAGAGUGAAAUCACAGAAGUCCUGUUGUUUAGUUGCCCUACAGUAUAGAUCCUAGCAAGUUUGUAUUUACCCAAUGAAGAAGUCAAUGACCUAAACUACCUAUAAAAGUUUAGCAGUGCUGCAGUGUUGAUUGAAACCCUUUGGCUGUCUAGUAGUUUUUAUGCUACUGAACCUUGGCUUACUAUAUGAUAUUCAGCUCAUCUUUUGGGCCCUCUAUAUAGACGAACAUUUGCAUUCAUAGUAGAGUUAUAUACUGGCCUGUUUUUAGACCAUUUUCAAACACGAACAACCACUGCUUUCAGAGUGGCUCAUUAGGGUUAUUAUGAAGCAGGAAAUAAUCAUUUGUAUUUGCAUCUGUGUAUUGCAUAUUAAUUAUGGCAUACUUGGCAAAUGCUUUUCUUUUACCUGUGAAAUUUCUGAAAGCCGGUCCAAACAAUACUGCAUACCAAAUUGUGCUCUUAUAUAUUACUGCAUCGUGUUCCUUUUUAAUCAAAUAGCAUGUUUUAGUUUUUUUGUAGUGGCUUGCUUUAUGCCACUUACCUUUUAUUGUACUUGAAGUCCUAAUCAUGUUUUUAACAUUGUAUUUAACAAAUCAUUUCAUUAGGUUUCAUAAAAGUGUCAUUCCUUUGAAAAGGUAAGGAUUCCCACUUUCAAAAUCUUAGAAUGAAAACAGCAUGUUUAUUCAUAGAAGGGAGAUAGUUCAGACUUGGUAUUAAUGAAAUAAGGAAAGAUUUCAGAAGAGGAUUUGUUUAGAUUUGCACAGAUGUUGAUGGCACCUUUUACUCAAAAAAAAAAAAAAAACAUUAAUCAACAGUGGUCUGUAACAGACUAGGUAAAAUGUGGAAAUGUGUGCCUUUCAGUAUUUGUUCUCUUGGUGGUGAUUUGGAUAAUCAGACCCUUUAAAUGCCUGAGAGCACAUUUAAUUUCUGUGGAGUACCACAUUUGGCUAAAGUGAUUCUUUAAUGUGCAAUUAGUUUCUGGAGUGAAAUGUCUGUUAUAUGAGGGGGAUCUUUAUAUUGGACUUUUAUAUUUUUUUAAAUGUUCACAUUUCUUUCUGUUAAUUAAAUGCCAUUGUAACAUUUAUAUUGUUGCCUCUUAAAAUCAAAGCCACCUUGAUGUUAUUCUUCUAGGAAUACAUCAAGAUUUGAGCAGUGUGUAUAGUGAUUAAAAUGUAUUCUUGAAGAGCAUAUUCUAAUAGAUUCAGGUUUUAGAAAGCAAGAACACAAAAAUAUACCUUUUGUAUAAAGAUUUUCUUUUGCUAUAGUGAAAAUCAAGGACUUGGUUUUCUAUUUUUUUCUGGCUUUUAUGGAAGAAUGAAAAGGGUUAUCUCCUUCAAAGUAACUUUUGAUUAUCUUAUAGCAAUAAUGUCACCAUUCUUUUCAGAAGGUAAAAAUAUGCCUUGUAUAGGAAAAUAGACAUAAUUUCCUUUUGGGAGGUCCCUUUAUAACCUAGCAUUUUCUUCCACUUGAGAAAAUUUCCUAUAUUUUCAGAUUACUUCAUCUUGAACUUUUUUGAGCUUUUGUGCAAUGUAAUAUUUUAUUGAUCCAUCUUUGUACAUUUUCACUUUAUUUCAUAUAUGUCUAUCACCUAUCUGUCUGAAUCAGCUAUUUCAGAUUUUGAAUUCAUUGGUUAAAAAAGUUUUAUGUAUUUCUUCAUGGGUUUAUGUUAGGCUGUUUUGCAUUUUAAUCUAUUAUGCUAUGGAAAUUAUUCUGAAGUUUCUAUUCCCUUUUUAAGCCUGCCUUAGUCUAUCUUUUGUCAUUUUCUAUGGCUUAAGGAAGAGUACACCGAGCCUAAUAGUUUAUUUUGAGGAACAAGAGAAACCUUUUCUUCUCUUUUAAGGGAAGAACUACUUUGUUAGUAACUACUAUUUCAGUCAAGGUUUCUUUAGUUGGUCCAAUCUACAGCUACAAUUUGGGGGAGGGUCUAAUCCUUUUUGCUGUUCUGAGCUACUAUUGUCAACUGCUGUUGUACAUACUGUUAUGUGUAAGGGCGUAAAUAUAUUUAUUAUGUUUGUAAAAUUCAUUCUGUACAAUUGCAGAUCAAAGUUGCUCUUCUGUGAUAUAUGGGAUAUUAUGUUUUAAAGACCAUCUUGGGAUACAAUUAGAGAACUUAGUAUUUUGAUGUACUAAGACCUAUUUUAAGUUUAAUAUUUUACCUUUGCAAAAACUUUAAUUAAAGAUGUUAUUUA
Molecule: messenger RNA, 5572 nt
Organism: Condylura cristata (star-nosed mole)
Lineage: Eukaryota; Metazoa; Chordata; Mammalia; Eulipotyphla; Talpidae
Gene: GTF2A1
Product: general transcription factor IIA, 1, 19/37kDa
Exons: 9
Coding region: 405-1535 (376 amino acids)
Biological process (GO): transcription initiation at RNA polymerase II promoter; transcription by RNA polymerase II
Cellular component (GO): transcription factor TFIIA complex
Source: RefSeq, a predicted model, not a curated record